Lingula anatina is the source of this 725-nucleotide messenger RNA. RefSeq lists its product as uncharacterized. The record is from RefSeq and is a predicted model, not a curated record. NCBI's taxonomy places the organism in Eukaryota, Metazoa, Brachiopoda, Lingulata, Lingulida, Lingulidae.
CUGAACUAAGUCAGUGUAAACAUUGACGAGGUCUCUUUCCGGCUUAACAAGCGUUCAGAGGUUGUACGGUUUUGCUGCAUUUGGAAGCAAUAUUACAUUUUUCUCUGAAGUAAAAUUUAACUACAUCCACCAUGCCUGGAGGUUUCUACUGGAGUCGCAACAUGAUGGGCCAAAAGUUGACAGAUGAGCAGAUGCGGGAAAUACCUCAUGCAAAUAUGGAACUUUUUGGCCAUGUCACCAUCAAAACAGUCCAGGCAGGUGCUUUUCUUGGCACUCUUCUCACAGGACCUCUCACACAGGCCUUCCGUGGUCCACGUACCCUGAACGCUAUCAUGGAGACUGCUGCUCGCCAUGGUAGAAAUGGAGCAAUAAUUGGACUCGUCCUGGGCCCUGCUAUGACUUUCAUGAAAUGCAACAGCAUGAAUUGGGACGAGGAAGGAAUAUAUGACAGAUGUUACCGCCUUCGUUACAACCGCAACCAAGUGCGUGUGGAUCGCGCAAGUGCCCUGGGUGCGACUGCAGGGUACCUUGUUGCAUUACAGAUGGGUGCAUCAGGGGCAACAGGGUUUGUGUUUGGGAUGACAGGGGGCGUGGUCUUAUCUGCAGUCUACAAUUCCAUGUUUUGUGAAAAACAUGUCUAACUUCUUUUUAAUGGAGAUCAUCCAGACUUUCGGCACUUUGUGACGAGACUUGAGAAUCCACAUGAGAAAGGGCUUACUUUUUAA